This is a messenger RNA of Miscanthus lutarioriparius, 267 nucleotides long. NCBI's taxonomy places the organism in Eukaryota, Viridiplantae, Streptophyta, Magnoliopsida, Poales, Poaceae. The record is from the annotation of a GenBank genome assembly.
AUGCCAUCGGGGUUCCCCUAUGGCUGGCCAGGCUAUGGGACGACAACUGUCUCCAUGAUCGGUGCCCAGCAGAUCCCAAUCGAGGGCGAGAAGUUGCAGCAGAUUGAGCAGCCGAUGGACAUCCCCACCGCGCCGAUGGGGAAGAUGCUUACCCGCCAGGUGUCGGCGGUGGUGCGGCUGCAGGCUGUUGCGCGUGGCCUCCUAGCGUGUCGGCGGGUGCGGGAGAUACGUGAUCUUCAGUUGAUUCAGCCUUACACCCCUUCGUAG